UUACUUCCGGUUGACGGUCAUUACGCUAGGUCACGUGUUUCCGGUUUCUUCUCGAAAAGUUGUUGUCGGUGUUGUGAGUCAUGGCGGUGAGUGCGGUCCACCUGGAGUCCGACGCCUUCCUCGUGUGCAUGAACCACGCGCUGAGCACGGAGAAGGAGGAGGUGAUGGGCCUGUGCAUCGGGGAGGUGGAGGAGUCGCGCAUCGUCCACAUCCACUCCGUCAUCAUCCUCCGCCGCUCGGACAAGCGGAAGGACAGGGUGGAGAUCUCCCCGGAGCAGCUGUCUGCCGCCUCCACCGAGGCGGAGCGGCUGGCCGAUCUGACCGGGAAGCCGAUGCGGGUGGUGGGCUGGUACCACUCCCACCCGCACAUCACCGUGUGGCCGUCCCACGUCGACGUGCGAACCCAGGCCAUGUACCAGAUGCUGGACCAGGGCUUCGUGGGCCUCAUCUUCUCCUGCUUUAUCGAGGACAAAAACACCAGGACGGGCCGGGUCCUGUACACCUGCUUCCAGUCCGCGCAGGCCCAGAAGGGCUCCGAGUACGAGCGCGUGGAGAUCCCCGUGCACGUCGUGCCCCGCGAGGCCAUCGGGAGGGUGUGCCUGGAGUCCGCCGUGGAGCUGCCGCGGAUCCUGUGCCAGGAGGAGCAGGACACGUACCGGCGGAUCCACGGCCUGGCGCACCUGGACCCUGUCACCAAGAUCCACAACGGCUCGGUGUUCACUAAGAACCUGUGCAGCCAGAUGUCCGCCGUGAGCGGGCCGCUGCUGCAGUGGCUGGAGGACCGGCUGGAGCACAACAGGCGGAGCAUCGCAGAGCUGCAGCGGGAGAAGGAGGCCCUGCUGCGGGAGCUGGCUGUUCUCUGACGGACCUCCUGCUUCUUCUGAUGUCUCCGUCCUGUCCUCCACCUGCGGCUCUUCUGUCAGCGGGGUUGGUUUUUGGAGCAUGAGUGGGUUGAGAGGGAGCAGUGGAGCCUCCUCAACGAUGAACUCCAGCAGGAUUGUUGUCUGUAUGGAUGAAGGUCAAGUUCAGCAGCAUCACCAAACCCAUGUCAGAGAAAGUGUGCAAAGAUGAACUAAAAUCAGCAGAAAUCUUUUAUAUUUAAAGCUUGAGUAUUUUUUCUAAUCUUGUGUUAUUUCAAUUAUUUUCUGGUUGUUUAAACAGCGUUGAGGUUCACUUUUCUCGGUUCUUUACUGUGUAAGUCAUUUUAUGAACAUGACCUAAAACAGAAACAAAAAAGCAAACAUUUAUAGAACAAAGUCUGCGUUUAAUUUCUGAUUGUUUUUCUGAUUUAAAUUUAGUGUCCCGUUCAUUAAAUCAUAAAGUUCAAAUUGUCUUGCCUCUCUCUCUAGGACCUGCGGUCACCAUAGUAACACAGGGACACCUGCAUCCUGGAACAUGGCAGCACUCACAGCUAAAGGAAUGUGUUCUGUUGUAAUGCAGCCUAUUUGGUAAACAGUGAAGGUUAUUAUGAACGAAACUGCACGAUUAAGGUUUGUCAGCAAACAGAUUUUUUUAUUUCCAAAUGUAUCUGUAACCUUUGUGCCAAAGUAGAAAGAAAGCAGGUCAAUAACAAACGAAUUAGCUGAGUCUGCACACAGGAAACCUGGUGGAGUGCAGCUUCUUGGGUUUCUCCUUAGACCCAGAAAAUGACAUUUCUCUUCUUUUUUCAUUUAUUUCAACUUGCUGCUCCAUCUGAGUUCAACAAAUAUCUGCCCAGUGAAAAGCAUUGAAGGGAGCAGCAGCUACUGCAACUCGCUUUUCUGGAUCAGUCUGCUCCUCUUCUGUCUUCAUGGCCCCCGAAGGGUCUUCCUCUGGUGGAUGGUUGGGGGUCGUGUGCUGGCGGAAGCGGGGGCAGCCGGGUGUGCUCAGGGGGCAACACAUAGCCGUCUUUGCUGGACAGGAGGUCGAUCCUUUUCAGGAGAGCCUGGGCCUGCUGCUCCUGUGCCUGCACCAGCUCCUGGAGCUUCUGGAUGUCCUCCUGGUCCUCCAGCCUCCUGCCGUCCUGGAACUGCUGUUUGACCUGGACUCGGACGGAGACACAAAGUUCAGAGGUCAGCAGACAGUCAGGUUCUGAUGAAGGUUUCCAAAAAAUCUUCAGAUUCUAUCAUUAAAAUGUAGUUCAGGUAACAAGACUAUGGUUUGAUGUAUUUUGGCCUCCAGAUGACCUCAGCUGUGCGGUCAUUAAUAAAUUAAGUGAAUUGUUGACUCCU
This is a messenger RNA of Oryzias melastigma (Indian medaka), 2210 nucleotides long. RefSeq names its product BRCA1/BRCA2-containing complex, subunit 3 (gene brcc3). Gene Ontology annotation, molecular function: metallopeptidase activity; cysteine-type deubiquitinase activity; polyubiquitin modification-dependent protein binding. The record is from RefSeq and is a predicted model, not a curated record. NCBI's taxonomy places the organism in Eukaryota, Metazoa, Chordata, Actinopteri, Beloniformes, Adrianichthyidae. The coding region runs from base 81 to 863 and encodes 260 amino acids. The transcript has a single exon. Gene Ontology annotation, cellular component: BRISC complex; BRCA1-A complex. Gene Ontology annotation, biological process: double-strand break repair.